UCAAUUAAUUCUCUGUACAUAUAUCAGGAAAAUCAAAACAAACAAAACCGAAAUAUACAGAGGACAAGAACAAGAAGAAGAAAAGAAGAGAAAUUAAGGUUAAGAUAACAUGGGUCACCACUCGUGCUGCAACCAACAGAAGGUCAAGAGAGGCCUUUGGUCUCCUGAAGAAGAUGAGAAGCUCAUCAGAUACAUCACUACUCAUGGCUAUGGCUGCUGGAGUGAAGUGCCUGAGAAAGCUGGUCUUCAAAGAUGUGGCAAGAGUUGUCGCUUAAGAUGGAUAAAUUAUUUGAGGCCCGAUAUCAGAAGAGGGAGGUUUACUCCUGAAGAGGAGAAGUUGAUUAUUAGCCUUCAUAGUGUUGUAGGGAACAGAUGGGCUCAUAUAGCAAGUCAUUUGCCUGGAAGAACAGACAAUGAGAUAAAGAACUACUGGAAUUCAUGGAUCAAAAAGAAGAUACGAAAACCCUCGGCGCCUCAGACGGCCAUGUCGACACCUAGCACCACUACUACUGAGCAUUCCCAAAUAACUUAUGCCUCAAACCAACUAGAGUUAGUGAAUCAAGAAUUAACAACAAGACCACCAGUUCAUGAAACCCUUUUUUCUUCUUCGUGCCCUUUUUUUAUGUUUGACCCAACUCCACUGGAUGGGAUUACUGAUAAUGUACGAGGGGAGCUGUUUCAUGAACCAGCCAGCUUGAAUAACGAAACAUGGAAUUCAAACCAGCAUCAAAUUCAAUCACUUCCACCUUCAACUUCUUUCACAACUGGCAUUGAUGCUCAUUAUUUGCCGCCAUUAAUAGAGAACAUGGAAAACAUGGUGCCCAUUGAUCAUCAUAAUCAAGUGCAAUCUUGUAGCAUGGAUGAUGAAGGAGAGAUAGCACUUGACUGCUUACAGAGGCAAGAGUUGAAUGAAUGGGUUGAAUCUCAGCACUCGAACUUUCUAUUCUGGGAUAAUGUGGAAGGACCACUCGGUGGGGAAGACAUUGCACCAGCUUCUUCAAAUACGGGAACCACACUGUCUUCUUUCAUCAUUCCAGAGAAGAACCGUCGUGAGAUUUCCAAGUACCUCUUUCAAGAGGGUGUGUGCUAUGCAAAGAAGGACUACAAUUUGGCAAAGCACCCGGAUAUCGAUGUUCCAAAUCUACAGGUCUAAUUCAACUACGUCUCGAAGUUCAGUUUCCUCAUACAAGCACAGACCUUUGCUUGGAUGCAUUACUACUGGUACCUCACUAAUGAAGGCAUCGAGUUCCUCAGAGCUUACCUCAAUCUUCCCUCUGAAAUUGUCCCUGCCACAUUGAAGAAGCAGGCCAAGCCUGCUGGUAGUAGGCCCUUUGGUGGCCCUGGCGAUCGUCCACGUGGUCCACCUCGCUUUGAGGGAGAGCGGAGGUUUGGUGAUAGGGAUGGCUACCGUGGAGGUCCCCGAGGACCAGGUGGUGAUUUUGGUGACAAGGGUGGAGCUCCUGCUGACUACCAGCCUUCUUUCAGGGGUCCUGGUGGAAGGCCUGGCUUUGGUCGCGGUGGUGGUGGUUUUGGUGCAGGGCCAACAAGCUCAAAUCUUCCUUGAGAGAUGAUUACUGCCUCACGAGAGUUUUUAACAUUUUUUAUUACAAGCUUAAUUAAAUGUGGUUAUUCUAUUUCAUUAAUAGCAAUAUUUGCUCUGCGCUAGUUUGAGACUGUUACUGUGUGGGAAUUUUGUUAAAUAUUGAAUUUUGUUGGCUCAGAUCAAUCAGUUUUCUUUCCUCAA
Messenger RNA from Pistacia vera, 1744 nucleotides. Its product is annotated as transcription factor MYB26-like. The transcript has 7 exons. The record is from RefSeq and is a predicted model, not a curated record. Lineage: Eukaryota; Viridiplantae; Streptophyta; Magnoliopsida; Sapindales; Anacardiaceae.